AUGGGCUUGCCAAUGCAAGCAAAUCAGAGUGAAGUGAGGUCGACCUACAUCGCUUUGCUCUUCGUCCGGGUGAGCAUCGUAGGCAUCGUUUCUGAGGGUGGCAACACUCCUCUUGGUGCUGUUUCUUACGGCGAUUCAAUCUUUCUGACGAGAGACAGGACGACCCUCGAAGCAGCGACUGUUCCUUUGUUGGCUUCUGUACCGUCUUUGGCCUUCUGGAAAGGGCCUUCAGACGAAGAGCGUUCGAUCCAUGUCAGGACUGGCCUGGAGACAGCCAUGGGCGUCGGCCUGGACUGGGGACGUUCUGUGGCGCUUGGUCAUCGCAAGGAUGUUCGCGUAUACCUUGAGCCGCCAGAACAACCGCCAGAUCCGCUUCAGCUCGGGGAGGACAGCCUGGACGUUGCUGCAGCGUGUCAACUGGCCACCGGCUUUUGGACCGGUGAAAACACUGGGUCUCUGCUUGGCUUGGACACUGGAAGCUGCUGGACGUAUGCAUCUGGCAAGGUUGUUGUUGUCACACCUCGAACGGGACAUGUGCUACUGAAGAUAUGUGGCGCUGGCGACGGUGUCCUGCCCGCUGUCAAUGCGGCAGAUGGCAAGGUGUGGGUUGCAGCUGCUGAGGCUGGCGAGCCGACCUUGGACAACUUGGGCAUGCAGAUCGCAAUAACGACAAGUCCUGAGACGCUCUCCGUGUGGCGCCAGUCGCUGAAGGGCCAGGAAGCACCCGGGACAUCGGGGCUGGACUGGCUGGAGGCUGGAGACCAAGCGGAUGAUUUCCUUCCUGUUGCCGCUCUGCUGUCGGCACUGACGGGGGAUGAGGGGCAGGAUGUCUUGGAAGCCACGCUAAACUCUGGCAGAAUUACAUCACGGCCUUGGUCGGAAAGCUACCAGUGCGUGCUCGUGACAGGCUUACCGGGCUCCGGCGCUAUGGAUCUUGCGAAAGCGCUCUCGAAGGUGAUGCGAGCACCCCUUCUUGACAUGGCCGCGAUGUGGGACAGCGCAAGCUCUGGUUCGAGGGUGUUCGGCUUGCGCGAUUGGCUGCAGGCAAAUGCCCAAGAAUGGGCUGUGCUUUGUGACGUCAUGCAGGAUCCUGCUGAACUGCUGCAGCUGUGUGAGUCUCAAGGACUCAGCAUCAUAAGCCACGUUGUCUCUGUCCUGGAGCCCUUCGUUGCAUACCCUUGGGGUGCCGCCCGCCACCCGUUGCUGCUAAGCCGCACAGCCAGUGGCUGGGUCGACGCUGCUUUCGUCCAGGAUGGCCUGGUGAAGAACGGCAAGAGUUCGCAGGAGCAUCAUGAGCUUUGCUCUCUGCUCCUCAAAGAGAUGCACUCGAGCCGCGGUGGCGAGCAGGCGAGCAUGAGACCGCUGACUGGUGACAUCAUUGAGGGUGCAUUGAGACGAAGUCCAUCGCCGCUUGCACGAUUCCUGUCCCGGCCGUAUCAGGGAAUAUCUUCGACUCACGGCGAUCUUUUCCAGCCUCAGGCCAAUCUUUGGAAAUGCUUCGUGCCAGCAUCUCACGUUUUGGACUUCGAGGUUCUCCGAAAGCUUUGCGCACAAUGCCUGCGCGAAGCUGCAGAAGAGUUCAUCUUGCCUCCUGAGCGUAGCUCUCAUUGCCCUUCGGUAUGGAAAGGCCUUUUCUGCAUCGAGGCCAAGGCCCGUGCCGUGGAUUCUGGUGAUUCUUUCUGGGUCGCGCACUUACUCGUAGCAUCUUUUGGUCUAAAAAGAAACGCUGACAUGCCUCUGAUCUGGCGAAGUUCAUGA
Symbiodinium necroappetens is the source of this 1758-nucleotide messenger RNA. NCBI's taxonomy places the organism in Eukaryota, Dinophyceae, Suessiales, Symbiodiniaceae. The record is from the annotation of a GenBank genome assembly.